Molecule: messenger RNA, 1099 nt
Organism: Saccostrea cuccullata (small rock oyster)
Lineage: Eukaryota; Metazoa; Mollusca; Bivalvia; Ostreida; Ostreidae
Product: coiled-coil domain-containing protein 137-like
Exons: 7
Coding region: 70-894 (274 amino acids)
Cellular component (GO): nucleus
Source: RefSeq, a predicted model, not a curated record
GUUUGACUGGCGCUGUAAUCCCAAAACCAAAUUCUCCGAAAACUCGCAUGUCCACACAAAACUGUAAAAAUGGGAAAGCUUGGAAAAUUACAAAAGAGCAGAAAACACAAAAAAUUAAAGAAUGUAGGUGCUGAAUAUGUCAAUGAGUAUAGGGGGAAGCCUUCCAAUUUAGCACCAACAAGUAGUGAACAAGAUGUACCCAAGAAAGUGAAAAACAUCAUGAAAUAUCAAGGAAAAACACCACGACAAAUACAGAAAGAAUAUAUUCAAAAUAACAGCAAGAAAGGAAAGAAACAUGUUUACAUGGAGCGGGGAAUGACAAGACCUAUGUCCGAGGCUCCAAAAUUUGUACAAGGAAAGAGAGAAAAGAGUAAAGAUUUCAUGAAAAGGGUAGAAGUAGAGACAAGAAAAGUCCUACACCGACAUCAACUGUCCCAGAAAUUUAAGAUGGAUAUGGAUGCCUUAGAAGCAGGAGAAAUUAAACGGCACAAGAAAAAGAUGAGUGAAAAGCAGAAAGAGAGAUUGCAACAGAAAAAGCAGAAAAAGUCUGAAAAGAAGAGAAAGAAUGUGAAUGAAUUUGAUGACUUUGAAGACAGAGUAAAGUUUGGCGAGGUGGCCAAUGAGCCCCCAUCCCUUACAGCUCUACCCAGGAAAGCCAUCAAGGAGGAAUCUGUCCCCAGGCCUGGGAAGAAAUCAUUACUUCUGAAGGAGAUAAUAGCAGAUAAUGCUUCUGUUACUCCAUCUAGUGUGGGAUCAUCAUCCAAGCGUGAAAUUGGACAAUCAAUCAAGCGUAAACAUAUGUCACUGGCACAACAGAGUAUUAUGGACAGAGAAAGAGAGAAUGCAAUAAUGUUAUAUAGACAGCAAAGACAGAAAAAAUUAAAAACCUUUUGACACAAUGUAUUUUGAUUUAAUUGAUCUUUAAAACAAAGCCAUUUUUUUCAAAAAUAAAUAUUUUUAGCUCACCUGAACCAGAAGCUGAAGUGAGCUUUUCUGAUUGAAGAGUAUUUGGUGUCUAUCUGUCUGUCUGUUUGUCAUCUGCAAAAUUUUCACAACUAGAACAUCCUAGCCAAAUUCAACAAAACCUGCUGAAAGCAUC